AUGGCGUCGACACAGCUCUCAGUGCCUGACCAGAUUCGGCAGCUCGAAGAUGCGCGCAAGCUUGUCCUGGGUGAAGUGAGCUAUUAUCCACAAGUCAUCCAGGCAACUCUGCCAAUCAUCGGGCCUACCGCCAAAGUUGAGUUCCGGAGAUGGGGCACAGAGUUCCUGUGCGAGGCCUUUGCGUCGCCGGUGGCGCCUCUGAGCCAGAAGGAGACCUGGUGCAUAAUAGUAUUGGAGACCCUCAAGCAGCUUCUUGAAGACCCAAAGCAGGACAUCAUCGUGCUCAGGAGUGCCAUCCAGGCUUCUGCAAGCAUAUAUCCCAUUGCUCUUAGGUGGAUCAUUGGCAAUGCGUACGACACGUCGUCGUGGGAACGAUUAGUGGCCAUCAAGGCGAGGAUCUUCCAGAUCUGGGACUCGUCUCCUUCGACAGUCCGGAUAUGCUGCAUCAAAUUUGCUCAGCGCGUGGUGCUGGCCCAGACUGCAAGCAUACAUUCAGAGCCUCGACGUAGCGAUCCUUUGGACAUAUCCCUGCGGAUGGUCACUCCAGAUCACCCAUUAUUAGAUCCCCAAUCCCUCGAGGCUGAGGCGUUCGGAGUCUUGGACAGGAUGCUAGCAGUCCUCCAGGAGAACAGCAGUGAUGCUCUUCUCAUCGAUGGCACACUCAAUACACUCUCUGUUCUCAUCAGAGCCAGGCCAAGCACUUCAACUCGUAUUAUCAAUGUCGUGCUCAACUUUAACCCUUUGAAGCUUGCCAACUCGCCCAUGACCCCCAAGAACAAGGUCUUGAUAAAGUCCAUGGAGAAGACAACGAGGAUGCUGUGCAUGCACCUGGCGAGACGUGACCCCAACAAUCCUCUUGCCGGGCGCAUACAACAACAUGUCGAGCGGCUCAUGCGCGCUCGUGCCGACAUCUUUGACAAUGCCGGACGAAAACGUAUGGUGCCUGUGCCAGCUGAGGAUGGUGAUUCCAAGAGGCAGAGGACAGCAAACAUGUCCGCCGAACCUGUUCUAAACAUCGCGCCGCUGGAUCCUGCAGUCACACAUAGUCUCGCUGAUGUGUUCGCCCUGACACAAGAUACGGCUAUCAAGAGUGUGCACGUACCCGACUUAGUCGCCGCAUCUCUAGCAGCUCGGAUAAGCAUCCGCACGAUAUCCGGUCUUGAUGCCGGCCUCCUGGAUAAAGCUCUCAAUGCAAUCCGGGAACGAUUGGCUGUUUUACACGAGGCUUCACCGGCUGUUGUCAAUCCUGAGACAGCGAAGCUGGAUUUGGAUGAAGAUGACGACGAUUAUGAGCCUGACUACUUUGCGGCAGAGGACACGGAGCAGAUCCUAAACAAGCUUGACUCAUCCGGCGCUGACGAGGGCGGCGACAGGCAAAAGCCAAUCGCGCUGACGUCCCUAGCUUUGCCGACAUUCAAGCUCCCGCCUCCGCCGACGCUCAAUCCCGAGCAGGCGGCCAAGGUUGGCCAGAGUUCUGUCGCGCGGGUGUUUGGAGCCAUGCGAACGCUUGAAGACCCCGCGGUGAAGAGAACAAAGGCUGGCAUCAACCGCCUCGCCGCGAGCUCAUACGACCGCGACUCUUGGAUCACGGUCCUGGCACGACUGGCGACACGUGCCGGCGCAGGACUAGACGAAAGCACCAUCAAGGACGAUGAAGACAGCAAGGUAUCCUUACCACAGGUCAACAUCAGCAACUCCAUACGAGAUCUGCUCUAUGCGUACAUUCUCGAGGAUUUCCGAAAACGCAUCGAGGCGGCGGUGUCGUGGCUCACCGAGGAGUGGUACAACGACCGGCUACAGCAGCGAGCCGCGGCAUCGGCGCCGGAGCCGUGGGAUCCCCCCGCGCACUACGACAAGUGGGCGCUGCGGCUGCUCGACGGCAUCUUCCCCUACCUGCACGCGCAGGACAAGGUGCUGACGCGGUUCCUCAGCGAGCUGCCCGAGCUCAGCCCGCAGAUCCUCUCGCGGGUCAAGGAGCUCUGCCGCGACCCGAGUCUGGUCAACCUCGCGCUCACGAGCCUGUACUACCUCGUCAUGAUGCGCCCGCCGGUGCGCGACAUUGCGCUCGACGCGGUCGAGGGGGUCUGGAACGACUACGAGGACGCGCGGCCGAUUGCCGCCAAGUACCUGCAGCGGUGGCGGCCUGGGUUCCUGGAGGCGGCCACGCAGAAAGAGCAGGCUGCUGCAGCGGCGGCGGAGGAGGGCAGUGCGAAUGGCACUGCGGUGGCUGCGUGA
This is a messenger RNA of Microdochium trichocladiopsis, 2235 nucleotides long. RefSeq lists its product as uncharacterized. The transcript has 6 exons. Gene Ontology annotation, cellular component: mRNA cleavage and polyadenylation specificity factor complex. Bases 1 to 2235 code for a protein of 744 amino acids. The record is from RefSeq and is a predicted model, not a curated record. NCBI's taxonomy places the organism in Eukaryota, Fungi, Ascomycota, Sordariomycetes, Xylariales, Microdochiaceae.